Messenger RNA from Globicephala melas (long-finned pilot whale), 2807 nucleotides. It is a transcript of the gene WNT10B, whose product is annotated as Wnt family member 10B. Gene Ontology annotation, cellular component: extracellular region. Gene Ontology annotation, molecular function: cytokine activity; frizzled binding. Lineage: Eukaryota; Metazoa; Chordata; Mammalia; Artiodactyla; Delphinidae. The record is from RefSeq and is a predicted model, not a curated record. Gene Ontology annotation, biological process: cell fate commitment; canonical Wnt signaling pathway; neuron differentiation.
AGCUGACCCCUCCCAAGGGGCAGGCGUAGGGCUCGGAGGUGGGCGGAAGCCAAGCCACCCAGAAGGGAGCUGCUCCUGCCGGCUCCGAUUGCCCUGCACUGUGCUCUCUCUGAGGGCUCUACUCAAGACUGUCCAGCGACAGAAGCUCGAUCUCAGCUCCAUCUUCAUCUUCUCAAGGGCACCUUGCAGCCAUCCAACUAUCAGUGGGAAACUGAGGCAAAGAGAAAUGACCACUUGGGACCAGGGUCCUGGCUCCCUAGACUGGGUCACUGCACCCUUCUUGCAGCCUGGGCGGUCCCAGAGCAGGUGAGCGGAACUCUGGCCCACCUCCCCCUUCAGCGGGGCCAAGCCUGAACCCAGGCGUCGGGGGAGAGGGUGUGUGUGUGCGCUGGGAGGAGGGGGAGCGGCUGGGCUCCCCGGGUCAUGGCGGGGGGUGCGAGGAGUGGGGUGGGGAUGCCCCGGGCUCGGGGAGGGGCCGCAGCUCUGUCAGCCGCGGCAGAGCCGCCGGUGAGCUCGGCGCGAGUAGAGCCAGAGCCCCCAGUUCUUUGCUCGCCCGCCUGCUAGCUUUCUCGAUCACUCCCUCCCUUCCUCCCUCCCUUCCUCCCGGCGGCCGCGGCGGCGCUGGGGAAGCGGCGAAGAGGAGUGGCCCUGCCCUGGAAGAAUGCGGCUCUGCCGAGGGGGCAGAACCCGACGCAGUCUCCCCACGGUUUGAACAGCCCGAGCCCAGGCUACCCAACCGCGCCAGUGGCGGACUCUGCACGAGAGCAGCUGGAGGCCCUGAUCGAUCUGCCCACCGGGGCCUUCGGGCCCGGGAUUCGACAUGCGGGAGGAGCCGCGGCCGCGGCCUCCGCCCUCGGGCCUCGCGGGUCUCCUGUUCCUGGCUUUGUGCAGUCGGGCCCUAAGCAAUGAGAUUCUGGGUCUGAAGCUGCCCGGCGAGCCGCCGCUGACGGCCAACACCGUAUGCUUGACGCUGUCGGGCCUGAGCAAACGGCAGUUAGGCCUGUGCCUGCGCAGCCCCGACGUGACGGCGUCCGCGCUUCAGGGCCUGCACAUCGCGGUCCACGAGUGUCAGCACCAGCUGCGUGACCAGCGCUGGAACUGCUCGGCGCUCGAGGGCGGCGGUCGCCUGCCGCACCACAGCGCCAUCCUCAAGCGCGGUUUCCGAGAGAGCGCUUUUUCCUUCUCCAUGCUGGCUGCUGGGGUCAUGCAUGCGGUAGCCACGGCCUGCAGCCUGGGCAAGCUGGUGAGCUGCAGCUGCGGCUGGAAGGGCAGUGGCGAGCAGGAUCGGCUGAGGGCCAAACUGCUGCAGCUGCAGGCACUGUCCCGGGGCAAGAGUUUUCCCCACUCCCUGCCCAGCCCGGGCCCCGGCUCAGGCCCCAGCCCUGGCCCCCAGGACACAUGGGAAUGGGGUGGCUGUAACCAUGACAUGGACUUUGGAGAGAAGUUCUCUCGGGAUUUCUUGGAUUCCAGGGAAGCUCCCCGGGACAUCCAGGCACGAAUGCGAAUCCACAACAACAGGGUGGGGCGUCAGGUGGUAACUGAAAACUUGAAGCGGAAAUGCAAGUGUCAUGGCACAUCAGGCAGCUGCCAGUUCAAGACGUGCUGGAGGUCAGCCCCAGAGUUCCGGGUGGUAGGGGCGGCCUUGAGGGAGCGGCUGGGCCGGGCCAUCUUCAUUGAUACUCACAACCGCAACUCUGGAGCCUUUCAACCCCGCCUUCGUCCCCGUCGCCUCUCAGGAGAACUGGUCUACUUUGAGAAGUCUCCUGACUUCUGUGAGCGAGACCCCACCAUGGGCUCCCCAGGCACGCGGGGCCGGGCCUGCAACAAGACCAGCCGCCUGCUGGACGGCUGUGGCAGCCUGUGCUGUGGCCGCGGCCACAACGUGCUCCGGCAGACACGAGUUGAGCGCUGUCAUUGCCGCUUCCACUGGUGCUGCUACGUGCUAUGCGAUGAGUGCAAGGUCACAGAAUGGGUCAACGUGUGUAAGUGAGGGUCAGCCUCACUGAGGGGCUGGGGAAGGGGAGGGGCACCCUUGCAGCCUUUUGCUCUGAUUUCUAUCCAGGGUCAAUCUUGGCCCCUGGAAGCUCAAAGUAUCUACCUAGAAACAGCUUUGGGGGUGGUAGGGGUCAGGUGGAGUCUGUGAUGUGUGGCCUUCUCCCCCACAGUAGGAGGGCCUUGAGGGGGAGCUGUCACCCUCUUCUGCUCCUCGAACAUCCGAAUGGACUAAGAUGAGAUGAACUGUAUUGCCCCCCUCUACCCAACCUGGGGUCCCUUUAACUCUCAUUCACACUCCUUUUGGCUGGGGAGUCCCUAUAGUUUGACCACUCUUUCCUCUUGAGGGAUAGCCCUAGGCAUUGUGUGGGGCCAUAAGACCUGUAUCCAGGAGACCACUCUCUCCUAUUUGCUUGUUCCUAAGCUCCUUUACUGCAGCCUGGGCCCCCUCUUAGCAAGUAAUGGGAGAUGGUUGUAGAGAGGUUUUUCUUAGGGAAGGGACAGAGCACAGGGCACUCAAAAACCCUGAAAGUUGUCUGUCUAGGCCCUUAGGGAAGCUGUCUCCCCAAUUCAGAUGUUAAAGGGAACCCUCCAAAGGAAGAAUUUUACCUAAGAUUCUCUGAGCCUCUUCUUCUUUCUUCAGCAGUGGGGGUGGGAAUGGAUAAUUUAUUGUACCGAGACUUGUUCUUGGUUCUUGUUUGUAACAAAAAUAAAUUAAGUAACUGAACCAGUGAAUACAGAUGGUGAUAUUUCUACCCACACUUGGGAUCCCAGUCCUGGAUUCUUUGCCGGGUGAUUUCUCCUACCCUCCCACA